Prinia subflava (tawny-flanked prinia) is the source of this 5469-nucleotide messenger RNA. Its product is annotated as von Willebrand factor D and EGF domain-containing protein-like. Lineage: Eukaryota; Metazoa; Chordata; Aves; Passeriformes; Cisticolidae. The record is from RefSeq and is a predicted model, not a curated record. The coding region runs from base 1 to 5469 and encodes 1822 amino acids. Gene Ontology annotation, biological process: anatomical structure development. Gene Ontology annotation, cellular component: cell surface; extracellular region. Gene Ontology annotation, molecular function: calcium ion binding; signaling receptor binding. The transcript is spliced from 25 exons.
AUGCCCCUGCAGGAGGCUGGAUCCAGCCCCAGAGCUAACAACCAACCUCACACCAGGCUCCUGCACCUCCAGCAGCACCCAGAUCUCCCUGCUGGGGGAAUGGCAGCAGUCUUUUGCACUGUCACAGCUUUUAGGAGGGGCCCUCCUGAGCAGCAGUCACUGCCUGAGGACAGCCAAGGUUUCUAUGCUGGGAUUAAGUUUUCACCAGAGUCACUAGAAAUUGCAGAGGAUGGCAAGGAGCACGUUUUGACUGUCCUGAGCACAGUACCCAUUGCAUGUCCUGGGCAGGACGAUUCCUGUAAAAUUACUUUGCAACUAAGUACUGAGGACCUGGGCAGCCGGGUGCCAGGGCCCCCAGACAUCGCCCUCUCGGCCUGCCGGGUGUCUCUGAGGCCAGGGCCCUGCUCGGGGAGCAGCUGUGCAGCAGCCACGGUGACAGUGACAGCGGUGACAGACUUUGCGCAGGACGGGAGCCGCGCCAGCCGCCUCCGUGCCCGGCCGCUCGCGCCGGGGGAUUGGCUCUGGAGGGCUCACACGCCCAGGGAUGUGAAGGUCACAGUCCGAGACCUCCCAACAGGGAACUGCUACUCUUUCACUGAUCCACACAUUAUCACAUUUGAUGGAUGGCGCUAUGACAGCCAUAAAGUCGGGACGUUCGUGCUGUGCCGCAGCGACUCGCGCGCGUUCGAGGUGCACGUCCGGCAGCGGGGCUGCGGCGGCCACCGCUCCAACACCGCCUGCAACUGCGGCGUGGCUGCACGGGAGGAGGGUGACACCGUGCUGCUGGACACCUGCAAUGGACACUUUCAGGACAGCAGGCCCCAGCUGACCAUCAAAAGCACCGAGGCGUCACCACGAGUCAAGAUCCUGAAGUCUUACGGAGGCAGGAAAAUAACAAUCCUGUUCCCUUCGGGAGCGUUUGUCCGAGCGGACCUGAGCGCGUGGGGAAUGGGUGUGACAGUGAGGACACCGGGCAGGGACUUCAACAGCACCCGCGGGUUGUGCGGCCUCUUUGACGGGACCGCUCACAACGACCUCGGCAACGCGCCCGAGGAAGACUUCAUAGAGCAGUGGAGAAUUCCUCCAGGGAAGAGUUUAUUUGACAAGACUCCAGCACCCUCUGAGAGGAAGCAAAGGAAAAGUUUCUGCAGGUGCCAGAAGGGGAACACCAAGCCUGUGCCCGUGGUAAACACAAAAAAUGCCUUUCAGAGUCCUUCCCCUCAGCCCUCUGGUUGCUACCAUGACCAUGUGGAUCACAGCUCUGCAAUCCCAUACCUGGAUGUUACAUCUGAAUUUGUCACUCACACAGAAACAGAAUCAACUUUGAGAAAGGAUGAGAAACUACCGACCAUGACUUUUGGUCAAAGAUAUUUUUCUAAAUCAGUCCAAAAGCGAAAAAGCCCUGAGGUUCCACUAAAGCCCUUCCCACACAAUGUUUCCAUGAACAGCAACAGUUCCAUUGACUCUACCAAACCAACAGGAGACCUAAGAAAAGCGAAAAGGCAAGACAAGUAUUAUGAAUACUUAUCCUUUCACCCAUUGCAUGGCCCAGCCCAGAGAGAUUCAAAGAGCUUUGCAUAUUUUUUCCCCGAGGACUACUUUGAAGGAGUUCAGAUGAAAUUUCCACUGUCAUGGCCCACUCCCAAUGGCCUGACUGCCACCAAAGCUCAGGAGAUUUGCCACCAAGUUCUUGCAAACUCCACCAUUGGCUUGGCGUGUAAAGACCUCCUGGCAAAAUACCUGGAUGAGGCAAUUGAUAUUUGCCUUUUGGACCUGCAGCUCAAAGAUGACGUGGCUUGGGUGAGGGCACUGACAGCCCUUUUGGAGAAUGAGUGUGAAAGGAGAGUGCUGGGGAACGGGAAGGGAGAGCUCCACAUUGGAAACCAGCCUUCUGCUGCCCGGGAGGAAAUCCUCGCUGCUCUCCGGUGCCCCGCGCUGUGCAGCGGCCGCGGACACUGCACGGAACGGGGCUGCCAGUGCCGUGAAGGCCACGGCUCCUACGACUGCAGCACUGCCAAAAAGCAAGCUCUGGAAAUCACGGGCUUGGAGAACGGGGGCCUCUGUGAUGUCCGUGCCUCGGACUGCAGCAGGAUCCGCGUGUUUGGCCUCGGAUUCAAGGAGUCUCCCAGCCUGCACUGCCAGCUCACCAGGUUAAUCCAUCUCGAUGGCAAAUGGAUAUCAAGAGAACAAGAAAGCACAAGAGCAGAUUUUCUGAGCUCUGAGGCUGUUGAGUGUCAGAUCCCACUCCUGAGCAUCACGGAGGCCGUGCACUUCGUGGCCGGUGACGAGCCGUUCGCAAGAUGGCAAGUGAAAAUCACUAACGAUGGCUUCCAGUACAGUAAUUCCCGAGUGCUGACCCUGUACGACGCGGCCUGCCAGGUCUGCCAAUUCCAUCCGACCGGACUUUGUAAAUUAAAGGAAAAUACAUGCAACAUAGAUGGACUUUGCUAUGGUGAAGGAGAGUCAAGCCCUACAAGCCCUUGUCUUCUCUGUGAACCUGGCAUCUCUAAGUUCACCUGGUCCAUUAAUGAAAACAACCUGCCUCCUGUGUUCCAGGCCCCCUCCAGCCAGCUGCUGACAUUUCUUGGUGAGAAUUUUGUUUACCAGCUAAUGGCAGUGGAUCCAGAAGGGUCAGCUGUGCUUUUCAUCUUGGAGGCUGGGCCACGGGGUGCCAGGCUCUCUCCUGCUGGCCUUCUCCUCUGGAAAGUGGACUCAGAAGAAACUCAGAUCUUUGAAUUCACUGUGGCAGACGAGUGCAAUGCACAGAGCAGAUACUCUAUUGAGGUCGGAGUGAAGCCCUGCAGCUGCCUCAGCGGUGGCACAUGUGUCACCAAUAUUAAAUACCCUCCAGGCCUGGGUGAAUACCUGUGCUUGUGUCCAAAUGGAUUUGAUGGAGAAUUCUGCCAGGAAGACCUCAGGGACUGCAAAUCAAACCCCUGUGGCAGCGGAACCUGUGUGGACAGCGUGGAGAGCUACUUUUGUAAAUGCCCCCCUGGUUUGGGAGGGCUUACUUGUCAGGAAGACAAGAAUGAAUGUGAAGAGAGCCUUUGUUUUCCUGGAGUGUCUUGUAUGAAUACCUUUGGAUCUUAUGUGUGUGGAAUUUGCCCCACUGGGAUGGAGGGAAAUGGUAAAACUUGCAAAGUGUUUUACAUGAUUUAUUUUAAUAGAUUAGGGGAAGGGUGGGGGGAAAUGGGUUCAGUUCUACUACUAUUAUCCCUAAUUGAGUAUUUUGCCACUCAUUUCAAGUACAGAACCUUAAAUGUACAAACCAGACUAUUGUCAUGUUAUAUUUAUGGGGAUAUUUGCAAAUUGCUCUGCUACUUUUCAUUUUGGUUGAUAACAAACCCCACAGCAUACAAAAAAUGCCCGUGCCAGCCGUGCCCAGCUGUGCCCACAGGCCGUGUUUCCCCGGGGUGCCCUGCGUUGACCGGAGGCCGCCUCACCUGGGCUACGUCUGCGGCCGCUGCCCGGCGGGGCUGCUCGGGAAUGGACGAACCUGCACCAGAGCCCCCCGACCAGCUGGCAGGCUGUGAGCUCUUGCUUUUUCCCAAUUGUCUCAACCCCUGUAAUGAGAGUGAUGCUUCAUUAAAGAUUGAGAACAGCUACCCCAGCAGUCCCAUCCUGUUCCUGCCCUUGCCAACAGACAGUUCCCUGUGCAUCAGGGCUGCUGUCACCCACAGCAGACAGCCCCAUGUAAUUUCUAAGACACUUGGCAUAAACCUCCCUGUAGCAUAUUUGAUAAUUAACUCUUUUACUUCUAGAACUGAUGUUUUGAUGUUUACUCCAAACCCAAAGGUUCACUGUGGUCCUUUCAACUCCAGACCAGCAAAUUUAACUAAUAUAUAUAUAUAUCUUCCUUUUGCCCUAGUUUCAAGGCCUUUCCAAAGCCAUGUGGAUUUUCCUGGAGGAAAUAUUGAAGAUGCUAGAGGCUCUCACAAAGAAGACAUAUCUAAGAUAUCAAGAAAUGUAUUUUCCCUUCUUUCCCAUCCCAAAAUUCCAAGACAAGAUAUUACAUUCCUUCUGGAAAGAAACCCCACAGUCAUUCACAUUCCAUCCCUUGCAAUGGAAAAGAAGACUUCCCAAGCUCAGACAUUGCCAGAAAAACAACCUGACAUGGAGUUCACAGCAGGUGAGAAACAACCUUUUCCUGAGAAAGGAAGUGACACACUCACACCCCUUCUGCAUGAGGAGCCAGAGCCCAGAGCCCCAGCUGUGACCUCCCACCCUGCUCCCCCUUUGAAGCAGCACAAAGAAACUACAGCACAGACUGUUCCUCCUCAUCCCAACACCAACGCAGGUUCAUUCUCUGCAAGGUCCCAGACUCCUUCCAGGCAUGGUUAUUCUCCCAGGAAAUGGGCCAGUCGAGUGGCAGUCUGGAGGAAUAAACCAGCCCAGGGUUUCCCAACAGAGCAGCCCGGAGCAUCUCCUUUGGCAAUGCACUUCUCCAUCCCUCACGGCUGGUUAAAUCCUUCCCUGGAUGCUGCACCCCCGAGCGUUGGUGCCCCAGCAGGGUCUGCCCCCAGAGCAAGGCUUGCAGCACCCACCACAGCGGGCAGGAACUUGUUCAGCAGAGCCAGGGCUGGUGUGGAGCUGCCAAAAUCCAGCGGUGGGGCGCACCACAAAGCGCUGUGCGCUGAUCUGCCGUGUUUCACUGGUGUCCCGUGCCAGCCAGCUGAAGAUGGAGAGUUUAAAUGUGGCCCUUGUCCCCCUGGCUACAGCAGUGAUGGAAUUACGUGUGAAGCGCAGUGUGAGCCGCCCUGUGAGCAUGGAGGAACUUGCCUGCCUCAGAACACCUGCUCCUGUGCUUAUGGAUUUGUAGGGCCUCGAUGUGAAACAAUGGUGUGCAACAGGCACUGUCACAACGGGGGUGUGUGUGUGUCACCAGAUGAGUGCCAGUGCAGGCGUGGGUGGAGCAGCCCCUCCUGUGACACAGCUGUGUGCAAUCCUGUGUGCCUGAAUGGGGGAGUCUGUGUACGGCCAAACGUGUGCUCGUGUCCUUCUGGUUUCUACGGGCCACAGUGCCAGAGAGCUGUUUGCAUUCCCCCCUGUAAGAACGGUGGUCACUGUGUCCGGACCAAUGUCUGCUCCUGUGCCGAGGGCUACACUGGAAGGAGGUGCCAGAAAAGUGUUUGUGAUCUCACGUGCAUGAACGGGGGGAAAUGUGUCCGCCCAAAUGUCUGUGACUGUCCCUCUGGCUGGAGGGGAAAGCACUGCAGCAAACCUGCCUGCCUGCAGAAAUGUCUCAAUGGAGGGGAGUGCGUCGGCCCCAACACCUGCGAGUGCUCCGGAGGAUGGGUGGGAACGCUGUGCCAGACCCCACUUUGUGAGCAAAAGUGUCAGUUUGGAAGCAAAUGCAUCAGACCAAAUGUCUGUGCUUGCAGAAGUGCCUGUGCUGGUUCAGCAUGGGAGAAGAAGGUGAGGCCCAAACCCACUGAUCCUUAUGGAAACAACAAAAAACACCAGAUGUAA